Molecule: messenger RNA, 714 nt
Organism: Cherax quadricarinatus
Lineage: Eukaryota; Metazoa; Arthropoda; Malacostraca; Decapoda; Parastacidae
Source: RefSeq, a predicted model, not a curated record
AUGGGGUCCCGACACAUGGAGACAGGAUAUGUUGGACGUUGUGCUGGAAACCUCAAUCACCAACAUGUUAAUGGUGACAACUACCAGAGUGAGAGAGCCACGAGUAAAUCUGCACUGGACGAAGUGAGGAGGGAACAGAAGGUGCUGGUGCUGGGUGCUGGUUAUGUCUCAGCUCCCCUGGUGGAAUAUCUCUCCAGAGAUCCUAAUACUGGCAUUAUUGUUGCUUCGAUGCUCCAGGACCAGGUGGAUGCUCUGUCUGUCAAACACCACAAUGUGGAGUCUGUGCUUCUGGAUGUAGUGGAGCGUCCAGACCUGCUGGAAGAACUGGUGAAGAGUGCGGAUGUUGUUGUGUCGCUGCUGCCGAACUCUCUCCAUCAUGAGAUCGCUAAGCACUGCAUACAACAGAAGACCAACAUGGUGACAGCGUCGUACUGCACGCCGGCCAUGAUGGAGCUCAAAGAGGCCGCCAUCAAUGCUGGGAUCACUGUGGUCAACGAAGUGGGUCUCGACCCCGGAAUUGACCAUCUUCUAGCUAUGGAAUGCAUCGAAGAGGUUCACCGCGGAGGUGGGAAGAUCAACUCGUUCGUAUCUUACUGUGGAGGGCUGCCAGCUCCAGAGUUCUCUGACAACCCUCUACGUUAUAAGUUCUCCUGGAGGCCACAAGAUGUUCUCCUCAAUACUCUCGUUGGCGCCAAGUAUAUUGAAAAUGAAGAG